GCGCUCUCUCCCUCCUCCCUUCCUUCCUCAUUCUGCCUUUCAAAUCAGUUUUAAAGAAACAGUUUGCUGCCUUUGUCACACCGUUCUCGUCUCUGGGAAGGGGCUGCUGUGUGGCUCCCGGCUUGGCUGCUGCCUGUACCCGGCCGGCCCCGAGCCCUCGCCCUCUUCUCUCACUGGCUGUGCGGGGCGACCUCAGCUCCGGAUCUUACACCUGCCAGGGGGUCACACACAGGUGCUGGGGUCAGGGCCUGCUCUCAGGAGGCGCUGUGCUGCCUGCUACACAGCUUUAUCCAACCGAUCAGGGCUUCCGCCGCCCCCAUCAAGGGAGGGAGACAUGGCCGUGGGAGGCGGCUGUGCUGGGCACCCCGUCCAGCUUCCUGGUCCUGCUAAAGCCAUCAGAUGUCCCACGUGCCCCAGAGCCGGCGCCCCCAGGAGGCUUCCGAGAGACUGUUUGUGUCUGUUUCAAGCUGUCUCCUUGGCAACCUGCACUGCCAGAGCCCCGAGGCUGGAGGAGAUGCCUUCCUUUAGGGUGGCUGGAAGCCCCUGACCCCCAGCCAGGGGCUGGACAAGGAGAAGCGCUCAGCGGCAGAGCCAGGAGGGGCCGGCGGGGCAGCUGGCAGGGGCCGCGCGCUCCCAGGAUGGGCUGCUUGGGGAGCAUCGCCCUGUCUGUCCUCGUGUGUGUCCCCCUCUGUCUGUGCGGGGCUUCGGCACAGGACGCCGGCCCGGCCGGGCCAAGAAGGCCAUUUCUCGAGAGGCUGCGAAGACUGGAAGGGCAGUUCCGGAAACUCCAGGAAGUGACGCUCGUGCACCUGCAGGCCAUCGCCCACAGCUACAACGCGUCCUUGGGCGUGCAGGCCCAGCUCCAGGGCCUGGCUGCGGAGAGCCGGGCCGCGGCUCUGGCACUCAACCAGUCACAGGCUGCCGUGCAGGGGGACCUGGUGCAGCUGAAGACCUGGGCGAGGAAGGCGCAGCGCAGGAGCAGGAGGGUGGGAGCACGGCUGCGGGCCCUGGCCCUGGCCCUGAGCGAGAAGAGUGCGCGGCGCUCCCAGGAGGAGAAGCAGCACCAGGCACAGAGGGACGCCGUCUCCGGCCUGGGCCUGGACGUGCGGGCCCUGCAGGACGCACUGGCCCGCCUGACACUCCAUGUCCACGGCCAGGACGCCAGGCUGGCUGCCCUUGAAGGGCGGCAGCCUACGGCCAACCCCGGCACCACAGCCCUGGGGCUGACCCCAACCCCAGCCCGGGCACCACCUGCGCAGUCAGGCCCGGGCCCCCACAGGCAGGGUCCUGGGGCUUCUCCUGGACCCAGGAGCCCUGCUCAGAACUUGGGUGCUGGUCGCCAGCAGACACGGGAGCCCCCCGCCCCAGGCAGUCAUCAGGAGCUCACCAGGGCCGCCGUCACGCAGAGGGACCCUCCGCAGUGGGUGCCGACCCCCCAGGGGCCAGGAGAGGCUUGCAGCCUGGGCCCUGUGCUGGUUUUCCCCAACGCCUCCACGGAGAACGUGGUCUUCCUCGGGCUGGGCCUCCCUGUGGCCCUGCGGGCCCUGUCCUUCUGCAGCUGGCUGCGCACGGCCCCCGGCCGCCUGGGCACCCUCCUCUCCUAUGCCACCGAGGACAACGACAACAAGCUAGUGCUGCACGGCCGAGACUCCCUGGCUCCAGGCACCGUGCACUUGGUGAUCGGUGACCCGGCCUUCAGGGAGCUGCCCCUGCAGCCGCUGCUGGACGGCCACUGGCACCACGUGUGCAUCAUCUGGACAUCCCUGCAGGGCAGGUACUGGCUGCACGUGGACCGCGCGCUGGUGGCCGCGGGCUCCCGCUUCAGGGAGGGCUAUGAGAUACCUCCUGGGGGGUCGCUGGUGCUGGGCCAGGAGCAAGACCGUGUGGGCGGCGGGUUUGACAGCUCUGAGGCCUUUGUGGGGAGCAUGUCAGGCUUGGCCAUCUGGGACCGGGCCCUGGUCCCUCGGGAAGUCACAAACCUCGCCACGGGGAAAGAGAUGCCGACAGGCGCCAUCCUGACGCUGGCCAAUGCGUCCACAGGUGGAUUUGUGCAGAGGGUCGGCUGCACCUGCCCGGGGAGCUGCUUGUGAGGCCGAGCCGGGCG
Messenger RNA from Lepus europaeus (European hare), 2104 nucleotides. RefSeq names its product pentraxin 4 (gene PTX4). NCBI's taxonomy places the organism in Eukaryota, Metazoa, Chordata, Mammalia, Lagomorpha, Leporidae. The transcript is spliced from 3 exons. The record is from RefSeq and is a predicted model, not a curated record. Bases 639 to 2090 code for a protein of 483 amino acids.